Molecule: messenger RNA, 387 nt
Organism: Brassica rapa (field mustard)
Lineage: Eukaryota; Viridiplantae; Streptophyta; Magnoliopsida; Brassicales; Brassicaceae
Product: pto-interacting protein 1
Biological process (GO): protein phosphorylation
Molecular function (GO): protein kinase activity; ATP binding
Source: RefSeq, a predicted model, not a curated record
AUGAAAGGUGUGAAAGAAGCAAAGCCAGGUCCACUCUUGUCGAUCGUGGCAUCAACGACUAAAAUCGCUGAGUUUGAUCUUUCAAACGAAUCUGAUAUGGCAGCACGCCUUCAUUCGAGUCGAAUUCUUGGAACCUUUAGUUAUCAUGCCCCUGAUGAAUAUGCAAUGACUGGGCAACUGAGUGCAAAGAGUGAUGUGUACAGCUUCGGUGUUGUAUUGCUCGAGCUUCUAACAGGUCGAAAGCCCGUUGAUCAUACAUUGCCUCGAGGCAAGCAAAGUUUAGUCACACGGGACUCGGAGGAGAUUACCCUCCAGAAGCUGUUGCUAAGUUUGCAGUUGUUGCUGCAUUGUGUGUACAAUACGAAGAUAGCUUCAGACCAAACAUGA